AUGUCGCAAAACAAAUCCACAGCUUCUGUCAGUAAUGGUUCUGGUAGUAAAGAUUUAAGUUGUUUACGGUGUCGUAAAAAGAAAGCAAAAUGCUCAAAAACUCGACCAGCAUGCACUCGUUGUGCUCGUUCGAAUCAACCUUGCGAGUAUCCUGAUGCACCACCGAAUCUCACGGAUUUAUCCCAGAAAGUGUUGAGCUUGUACGACACGCUACGAGAACUCGAAGAUAAAUUUAUGCUCCAAUACGCUGUUCAGGAACAAGAGCAAACCGAACAACUGGCCCGUGCAGGCGAAAAACGACGAAGACGAAGCAGUAGUGGAUACAGUAAUCCAAAAUCGCCACCUGAUGAUUUACCAAGUAUUGAAACCUUGACGCUAUUAAACCCAGCAAAACGAUCUCGACAGCACUCUUUGCAACGAUCCUUGAAAGAAGAACAUAUGCAACCACCGGAGUAUGAGGAACAGGAACAAGAAGACGAUCCGUCUUUUAUUGCUCAAAAGUCGUUGCCUGGAAACUGGUCCAUGUCACUCACGUCUGACGGCUUGUCUUUACACGCGGUAGCACGCAAUAUGAUUGAAUUUUCAACGUUUGCCAAAGACUUCUCACAUCAACUGCGUAACAAUGAUCCAGAAAACAAAUUGACAAAGAGUUGGGAAUGGUACGAGGAGGAAACGAUAGCCGAAGACGAAGACGAUCCGUUGGAUGAAGAUGAGUACCUGUCGUCACCAAAACAACGACAACGACACUUCUGUAUAUAA
Messenger RNA from Zychaea mexicana, 759 nucleotides. RefSeq lists its product as uncharacterized. The transcript has 4 exons. Bases 1 to 759 code for a protein of 252 amino acids. The record is from RefSeq and is a predicted model, not a curated record. Lineage: Eukaryota; Fungi; Mucoromycota; Mucoromycetes; Mucorales; Lichtheimiaceae. Gene Ontology annotation, biological process: regulation of DNA-templated transcription. Gene Ontology annotation, cellular component: nucleus. Gene Ontology annotation, molecular function: DNA-binding transcription factor activity, RNA polymerase II-specific; zinc ion binding.